This is a messenger RNA of Phycomyces blakesleeanus NRRL 1555(-), 962 nucleotides long. RefSeq lists its product as hypothetical. The record is from RefSeq and is a predicted model, not a curated record. Lineage: Eukaryota; Fungi; Mucoromycota; Mucoromycetes; Mucorales; Phycomycetaceae. The transcript is spliced from 4 exons. Gene Ontology annotation, molecular function: NAD+ binding; oxidoreductase activity, acting on the CH-OH group of donors, NAD or NADP as acceptor. Gene Ontology annotation, biological process: fatty acid metabolic process. The coding region runs from base 1 to 945 and encodes 314 amino acids.
AUGUUGGCUAUCAAGAACCAGGCUUUAAGAUCAUCGUUUAAGGGCACGUCGUAUCGUGCCCUGAGUACCUCUCCCGUUUCAAAGACCGCCAAUCCCAUUAAAUGUGUGGGCGUAAUUGGAUCUGGCCAGAUGGGUUUGGGUAUUGCCUAUGUUACAGCCAAUGUUACCAAGCUGCCAGUUGUUUUGAUGGAUAUCAAUAAAGAACAGACCGAGAAAGGACUUAAAUUUAUUGACCGAUUAUUAUUAAAGGAUGUGGCAAAGCAAAAAAUCACUCAGGAGCAUGCAGAAGAGACACGCGCUCGAUUUUCUACCACAAACACACUGGAAUCUUUGUCAGAUGCCGACUUUUUGAUUGAGGCAGCAUCUGAGAAUCUCAACAUCAAAUCUGCAAUCUUUAGAAAUCUCGAUACAAUUUGUAAACCAGAGGCUAUCCUGGCUACAAACACAAGUAGUAUUAGCAUCACGAAAAUCGCUGCCGCUACAAAGCGCCCUGAGAAGGUUAUUGGUAUGCAUUUCAUGAACCCUGUACCAGUCAUGAAGCUAGUAGAAAUCAUUCCCGGACUAGCAACGUGCCCUGAGGUAUUGGAGACAACACGUACCUUGGCUACUUCUAUGGGAAAGACAUGCACUGUGGUCAAAGAUAUUCCUGGCUUUGUGGCCAACCGCCUUUUGAUGCCUUAUAUUAACGAAGCAGUGAUGUUAUUGGAAUGCGAAUUUGCAAGCGCAGAGGAUAUUGAUAUUACUAUGAAACUGGGUACCAACAUGCCUAUGGGUCCAUUGACACUCGCCGACUUUAUUGGUCUUGAUACGUGUCUAGCUAUUAUGAAAGUGCUUCAUGAAAACACUGGAGACUCUAAAUACCGGCCCGCAGUAUUGCUCCAGAAAUAUGUUGAUGCUGGCUGGAUGGGCAAGAAGUCUGGGCGUGGAAUCUACAAUUACAAAUAAAUAAAGAAUAUAUAUCU